UGCAAUUUUAUUAGGUUGCAUUGGUGGAGAAAAAUAGACUGGAGACCAAAUUAACAAAUGGUCAGGGCCAAGAGAACAAUACCAAAACAGACUUAUCUGGAAAUCAUUGUGAAAGAGAUACUUUGACGACCGUAGGCAGCGUCAACAGUGGCAUUGAGAUGUUGACUAAGCUCGAGGAGGAGUUGAAAUCUUGUCAAAAAGAGCUUGCUGCAUCAAAAGAAGUAUCAAAGAAGUUAAUUAUGGAAAGGAAUAUGCUCGAACAGAGGAUUCAAAGGCUUGAGAGGGCAAAAAGUGAAGAGAAAAGUACAAUGCAAAGAGUUUAUGAGGAUGAAUGUCGUAAGUUAAAAGCUCAUACAGCUACACUGGAGCAAAAAUUGGAAAGCACAACACAGUCAUUAAAUGUUGCUGAAUCAACUCUUGCCUUGAGAAAUACUGAGGUGGAUACAUUGCAAAAUACUCUCAAGGAGCUUGAUGAGUUAAGAGAGUUUAAAGCGGAUGUGGACAGAAAGAACCAACAGACCGCUGAGAUUCUUAAAAGGCAAGGAGCACAGUUGGUUGAGCUUGAAAGUCUUUAUAAGCAAGAACAGGUUUUGCGAAAACGUUACUAUAACACAAUUGAAGAUAUGAAAGGAAAAAUAAGAGUUUUUUGUCGCUUGCGUCCUCUAAACGACAAGGAACUUUCUUUAAAGGAUAAGAAUAUUGUAUGCAGUCCUGAUGAAUUUACAAUUGCACAUCCGUGGAAAGAUGACAAGUCAAAGCAACACAUAUAUGAUCGUGUUUUCGAUGCAUAUACGACUCAAGAAGAUGUUUUUGAGGACACCAAGUAUCUAGUACAAUCAGCUGUUGAUGGAUAUAAUGUUUGUAUAUUUGCUUAUGGUCAAACUGGUUCCGGGAAGACUUUUACAAUAUAUGGUUCAGACAACAAUCCUGGUCUUACUCCAAGGGCUACAUCAGAACUUUUUAGGGUGAUAAAGCGUGAUGGCAACAAGUAUUCAUUUUCCUUGAAGGCAUAUAUGGUGGAACUUUAUCAAGAUAAUCUUGUGGACCUGUUGUUGCCCAAAAAUGCUAUGCGACAAAAAUUAGAAAUAAAAAAGGACUCCAAGGGUGUUGUUACUGUUGAAAAUGUCACAGUUGUAAACAUUUCAAGUUUUGAAGAAUUGAAAACUAUAAUAACAAGAGGUUCUGAGAGAAGGCACACUGCUGGAACAAAUAUGAAUGAUGAGAGCUCAAGAUCUCAUUUAAUCCUUUCAAUAAUUAUUGAAAGCACCAAUCUCCAAACUCAAUCUUAUGCAAGAGGAAAGCUAAGUUUUGUGGAUCUUGCUGGUUCUGAGAGGGUGAAAAAGUCCGGUUCAGCAGGAAAACAAUUAAAAGAAGCACAGAGCAUCAAUAAAUCCCUUUCUGCAUUGGCUGAUGUUAUUGGUGCUUUAUCUUCUGAUGGACAACAUAUACCUUACCGGAACCAUAAGUUGACAAUGCUUAUGAGUGAUUCACUUGGAGGCAAUGCAAAAACCCUGAUGUUUGUGAAUGUUUCACCAGCGGAAUCAAACUUGGAGGAGACUCACAACUCACUCAUGUAUGCUUCACGAGUACGUUGCAUUGUCAACGACACGAGCAAGCACGUUUCCCCCAAAGAAAUCAUGCGGUUGAAGAAGUUGAUUUCUUACUGGAAGGAGCAAGCAGGCAAGCGGAGCGAGGGCGAUGAACUGGAGGAAAUACAGGAAGAGAGGAUAUCAAAAGAGAAAGCUGACACCCGGUUGACCGCUUGAGGGCGAGAUACCACUGCUGAUGCCCUCCCUGAAUGCACCUGGUUUGUGUUCUCGCACCCAGCCUCAGAGGUGACCCAGUGCUGUCGAGCAUUCACAACACCGACGUAGCUGAUGGAAAUGUUCCGGUAUCAUCUGAAAAUGUUGCACACCAAUUGUAUAGUUAGCGAUUAUAUAUUAUGGCGGCGGCGCCUGUUUGUACAAAGAGCCUGUAGUACACAUUCAUAGGAGAAGGGAUGAAGAGUUUUUAGGAGAGAAAA
Molecule: messenger RNA, 2023 nt
Organism: Triticum urartu
Lineage: Eukaryota; Viridiplantae; Streptophyta; Magnoliopsida; Poales; Poaceae
Source: RefSeq, a predicted model, not a curated record